Aaosphaeria arxii CBS 175.79 is the source of this 695-nucleotide messenger RNA. RefSeq lists its product as uncharacterized. The transcript has a single exon. The record is from RefSeq and is a predicted model, not a curated record. Bases 81 to 563 code for a protein of 160 amino acids. NCBI's taxonomy places the organism in Eukaryota, Fungi, Ascomycota, Dothideomycetes, Pleosporales.
AACUUCUUAUUUCCAAUCCCAAGUGUCACUCUACUUACUCACCUCAAUCACUAAUUUCUCCAUCAUAUUUACCCUCCAAUAUGCACGGCACUCCCCUCCCCGCCCAGCUGGCUGGUCCACCUCUCAAUGAUCGCGAACUCGUUAUCGACGCAUGCUACCGGGCGUUCGCUAGUAUCGAUCACGCCGACAUGUCUCUCCUCGAUUCGGCGACCACAGAGGAUGUAUAUACCAACAUCGCGGACAAGAUCUGUGAUGGUCGCGAUGAGCUCAAGUCGAAGGUCUUAAACCACAUUGCAAACAACCUCGACACGGUACACUACCUUUCCAACAUGCGUGUUAGCGUAGACACACCGACCACCGCACGUGUCACCUUCACAGCCACCUCCGUGCACUGUGUGCUCGAAAAGGGAUUCGAACCUGGUCCCAACAAAUACACCGCCGGCGCCAUCUACGCGUGUGACGCUGUCAAGACCGACGACGAAUGGAGAUUGAAGAAGAUGCAGUCCCACCAUGUCUGGGGCGAAGGAAACAGGGCAAUCAUGAAACCCGAAAAUGCGGAGUAGAUCCUACUGAUCCUAGUCGCAUGUGUAUACUCAUGCGAACAAAUUUGGAGGAUGAAAUUCAAGUAAGACUUUACCGUUGCCUGGCGGGCGGCAUAUUGUUGGCGAUAUUCUGGGUCAUUCAGAUAAUGCGUG